AUGAAAUCUGCGGGUAGCAACACCAAAAUAUUACAUAAGGUUAGUGAUAGAAUCAAUAGGAAACAUAGCCUUUGAUGUUGUACUUUUCAAAUGAAAAAUGAUACGUUUUUCAGUUUUACCGCUGUCCACAGCGACUUGAAGCACCGAGCAAUGUGGAAAAGCUGAGAAAUUGUCUUGAAUUUAUUGGUAUCGACUGAAAGUCGACUGGGUAAGCCUGAGAGAACCGAGCCAAUGCCAAAAAGAAGAUAAAAAUCAAAUAAAAAUCUGAACAUGUGUGCUUACCUCUCUAACUUCAAAAAACCUAAACGUUUUCCAGAAAUUGAGAAAUUCGGAGCAUUUCGAGGCAAACGCGCUAUGAAGAGAAACCGACGGUUCAAAUGCGAUGCACAGAACUCCCACAAGACGAUCCGAACUACGCGGAGGUAAGUCACUUAAAUUUAAAGGGAACAUCCUGUAAGCUUAACUAGAGAAUGGGACCCGACUAACUUCACUUUUUUUGCAGAAACUCAACAAACAUGCCUCCGAAGGUUUCGGAGUGUCGAGAAGAUUUUGGGCAUAAACACCAAGUGCUGCAAUUUGUGCAUGUUUCCCCCUUGCAUCCACUUUAUCUUUCUUCCAUCCCCUCACUUAUAUAUUUUUCACCCACCUUUGUGACUCUGUUCGCACGACCAAGGAAUGAACCUUGGUAACAACUUUUUCUAUCUCGGCAGCAGCAUCUCGUUCGAACCAAACAGCAAAGAAGUCCAAAGACGGAUUGGUUCGGCAUGGGGAGCGAAACACACACACUCACAAUCUGACGAGGAUUGAAAUAGAGAAAUGGUUGGCAGAGACGCCGAAUCAGUCUUCAACAAUCACCCAAUAUUCUACGAAAUGGUUGUAAGUGCGCUGGAAAGAGUGCGACUAAUGUUGGAACAGACCACCGCAAAGACUGCAUCAUCUUCAUCAACGGUAAGGAAUCAAAUCAGCAGAUCCAAUUGAAAAGCGCCGGUGAAGAUAGGCAAUUAGCACCUAAUCCUACAGAAAUUUGAUUCCAAAGAGUAGCAUGUUUUGCAGACUGUAUGGAAAACAUCGUUCAUCGACAAUCACUCGCGGAAGUGCCAAAAGAAUUCGAUUCUACCCGAACAACCUCAAAAAGGGCAAAAAUGACUGUGAUAAUUCAUCUGCUGCCGCCGGUAUCAAUCAUCUGGUCCAUUUAUUGGAAUAUAUAUUAAAACGCACAGCAAAAUCAAGAGAAUCUGAAGAGAAGAAAGACUGACCCGUAG
This is a messenger RNA of Caenorhabditis sp. 36 PRJEB53466, 1262 nucleotides long. NCBI's taxonomy places the organism in Eukaryota, Metazoa, Nematoda, Chromadorea, Rhabditida, Rhabditidae. The record is from the annotation of a GenBank genome assembly.